Penicillium expansum is the source of this 2292-nucleotide messenger RNA. Its product is annotated as tetratricopeptide repeat protein. The record is from RefSeq and is a predicted model, not a curated record. Gene Ontology annotation, molecular function: protein binding. The coding region runs from base 1 to 2292 and encodes 763 amino acids. The transcript has 2 exons. NCBI's taxonomy places the organism in Eukaryota, Fungi, Ascomycota, Eurotiomycetes, Eurotiales, Aspergillaceae.
AUGGACAUGCGAGGGAAACUGAGCGAAUGUCGCUCCGUAUCCCACGAUACCUUGCGGAGUGGCUCGCCACGGGUAGCGCAUUUCGACGGCGAAGUUCCUCCCGCACUCUCCCCCCUCGACGCAUUCGCCGCUCAGAGCCGAUAUCUCGCCCGACAACUCGAUGAGUCUCGACGAGGAGACCGCCGUAUGAGCCGGCUGCCACCGGCGAGUGUAGCUCGAUCGCUUUCGCAAGGCCGCCCGAACUUCUACCGUUCCAAAUCGUCGACUGAACCCCGCACCGAACUGACCCGGCAACCCACGCAGAAGGGACACCCGGAGAUUGAAGAUCCCAAGUACCGCCCUAUCUCUGAGCACCCUCGGUUGAGCUCGAUUUCCCAUGCUAGUACCGAGGCAAGCUAUUACGAGGAGGACGAUGAUGAUGACGAGGCGACACCGCGGACAACGAUGCUUAAUACUGGUCUGGAGGAGUAUGGGAUGACGCGCGCCGAGUCACCAGAGGAGUUCCCGUUACAUGCAAAUGAAGUGGACGAUGAGCCUGUUGGUGUGGCGGUUGCUGAGCCGCAAGGUUCAUCGAUCGAUUCAGCCUCGCGACUGGACAUCCCACGCACCUUGGCACCACCAGUGUCACCUCGGUCGCGCCCAUCUAGCAGUGCUAAGACGACACACCCUGAGAGUUCUGAUGAUGACUACAGCAGCUCGAAUGGUGGGUCGACGUUCUCCAAACCUCGAAAGCUGUCCACUGGGAGUGCUGUGUCAUUGCCAUAUUCUCCCAUGUCCACAUUCCCUGCACGACCACAUCCUCGAUCGCCAUCCAUGAGCUCGGAGACGUCAGGAACGGGAACGAACUACCUCCCCCGCCCUUCCUUCAACUUCUCUCGACCGCUAAGUCGGUCUAGUACGACCUUGUCUGCUCCUGGAGCUUCGACGCCUACAGAACCGAUCCUUGCCUCUGGAUCAAACCAAAUGUACCGUCGCAGCAAGCCGACUCCGCUCCUCCUGCAACAAAUUUCCACCGAAGAUGUUGCUGCGAUGGCAGCCAUCGAUGGCGAGCCGUCGUCCGCCGUAUCCUCUUAUACGUACGCCAAGUAUGCACUUCCGCGCGGACGCUUCCUUUCACGGGAUUCCGUGGUCUUUGCAGGUUUGCAAACGCCCCAUUUCGAGUGGGAGGAGCCCUUGUUUGAGAAAACGCCUCCCCGGCACUCAGAGGAGCCACCGCGGAGGACACGGACGCCAUCUCCUACGCCCCACCGCCAAUAUGAGCACUCACCGAAGCCUCACUCGAUGCACGAAGUUCCCGCUCCCAAGCCUCAAAGCCCGACCCCGAUCCCUACUCCGAAAUUCCAACCUCAAUCUCCACCACAAUCUCCACCUCAGCCUCAACCCCAACCUCAAUCCCAACCUCAACUUCAACCUCAAACCCCCAAGUCUCAACCAUUCCCACAACCCCCGCCUAUUCCGGACUCGCCAGUGGAACCGGAACUACGGCCCUCUGUUGAGAGCACCCGACAGGCAACCAACGAUAAGGAUGAAACUGUCUCUUCUGCGGAUUCAGCCAGCACCAUGCGGCCCCAAACCGCCACCGCCCCGGUGACGGCUUCCGGCCUCACGGCUGACGACCACGUCGCUAAGGGCAUUGAAUGCCACGAGCGAGGAUCCCUGAGUGAAUCGACGUAUCAUCUGCGGGUUGCCGCGAAACAGGACCACCCGACGGGAAUGCUGCUUUAUGCGCUGGCCUGUCGACACGGUUGGGGUAUGCGAUCCAAUGAAAAGGAGGGCGUACGAUGGUUACGCAAAGCUGUGGAUUCCGUCGGAUUGGAAAUGUUGGCUGAUCCGGAUGCUCCCGGUGCGUCGAAGGCAAAGGAACUGCAAAAGGCAUACCGGGCUCAAUUUGCUCUGAGCAUUUAUGAACUCGGCGUCAGCUACUUGAAUGGCUGGGGCAUCGAGCAAGACAAGUCUCUUGCUCUGCGCUGCUUCGAGAUCGCCGGUCAAUGGGGCGACGUUGACGCCAUGGCCGAAGCUGGAUUCUGCUACGCGCAGGGUGUUGGCUGUAAAAAGGAUCUGAAGAAGGCGGCCCGCUUCUAUCGCAUGGCUGAGGCUAAGGGUAUGAGCAUGGUUGGAAACAGCUGGAUCUACAAGGACAAAUACAACGAGACCGAGUCCACUGGACGCUCCCGUGGCCGAAAUGCUAGUGGAGAGAAGGACAAGGACAAGGACAAGCACAAGAAGCCGCGCAGCAAGUCCCGCUCUCGCAGUAUCUUCCAACGUAAGAAGUCCAACGUAUCAGAGGCAUAG